GACUCCGGUCGGCGGCGGCAGUGCCAGUGGCGGCAGCAACACGUAGCAGCAGUCGACGGCAACGCAACGCUGAGGAGAGGCACACAGAACGUCCUUUCUUCGUACGACGCGCCGAUCACGCAGUCGCAUCAUCAUCACGGAACGUAUCCUACCCUACGCAGCAUCUUGAGUGUAUCCACGACUACGUGUUGCCGCGCAACUACGGAACUAGCCGGAAGUGCGCCUGGAAGCUGAUCGAGCUUGGCCCGCUGUUUGGCAUCCCCGUGGCAGAAUGAAGCUGUACUGGAGUUUGGCUCUCGUGGCCAUCAGUUUGUCGAUGAUUUUGAUGACCGCGCGAGCGGAAGCUGAUCUGUGGGACGAGGAUGACAAGCCUCUUGAUGAGGUUCUUGUACGGACAGAGCGCGGUACCAAAGAGCGAACAUCCGGCAGCUCUUCGUCGUGCAGAUACGUAAAGGGUCAAUGGUCGGAAUGCGACUCGAAUACUAAUUUGCGGUCGCGCACACUGAACCUCAAGAAGGGCGACAAGUCCUGUGAGCAGACCAAGAUUAUUCAGAAGAAGUGCAAGAAAGCAUGCCGAUACGAUAAAGGCACGUGGAGUGGAUGCGUGAAUCAAAUGAUGACGAGAACCGAUAAUCUGAAAGCGAAUAGUGACACAUCCUGCGAAAAGACGCGACGGCUUACCAAGAGGUGUAAACCAGAGACCAAUACUAAAAAAUCCACCAAAGGUGAGCGAUCGAACAAGAAAUCGGGCAAGCAGUAAUCAUCCGCCAACUUUUAAUCAUCUUCUCUAAUUGGGCAACGAAAGCGCACUCCCAUCUCUUCGACCCCCUUUUUACCCUCUCCUUUUCUCGAUACCUUAUAUCAAUUGAUACUUUUCUCGAUAAUUAUCAAUUGAUUGCGAGGCAGAGCACAAAUUGGAUCGCGACGAUUGCUAAUCGAAGCGCGUUUAUUACACUUACUGCCUAGGGAAUCAUGCAUUUCAGAUGCAGUGACGCGUGCUGUGUUGCUGCAACCUCUUUCAGGGUGCGCUCUGCCGUUGGUUAAUUAUACAAGUUAAUUGCUGUUAAUAAUUCGGAAUAGUGCGCACGUCUCGGUAAUCACAUCUGUCCUCGACGGUAUCUCGAAGGUUACCAACUUGUCCAGGGUCGCGUUGUGCUAUUGUAUGUUCCUGGUUUUUCAUGAUGCAGUUUGAAAAGAUCCAUUUAUUUAAAAAAAAAAAUUAUAUUUUACACUCGAGUAAAAACUUUUAUAUUUAACCCAUUGACACAAUUUGCAACAAGUUCCCUCGUAGAUAGAGUUAUUGAUCGCAUAAAGGUUUUUCUAAAAAUGGACAUUGGACGCAAGAUCUUGGACGGUUAAGCCGCGCAAUCAGCCGAGGAAUCGAUUAGGAACCGAUACGUAUAACAUGUUCGAGAUGACGAAAACAUGAAAUAAGUAUGGUUUACUCGUCGACACACAUAGUGAUGCAUUUUUGUGCAAUUGAACCACCGUGAAUUCAAGAAUUGCUUGGAUGACGCGAUUAUUUUCUCAUAGCUUUCAAAUUCAGAGAAAUCUAUAAGACCUAUAUUGGCUUUUUCAGUAUAUUCUUGCAAAAUAUGCAUCAUUGAUUGUUCGAUUAACGAGUGUAGAGCACACCAUAGAGCUCCUCGACUAGAAACAGUCGCUAUUUUGGAGGUUUGCAGAAGAUAAAAUCAUCUGCCAAAGCUGUUCUCCCGUCUUCCCACAAUGAUUAUUAUUAUUAUUAUUAUUAAUAUUAAUAUUAAUAUUAUUAUUGUUUAACACACAAAAAACAGCAGUAACCCCCCUUCCCUCUUUGGCUUAGCUGCUGAUAAACUUAAAAUCAUGUACAAUAUUUGUCAUACUAAACAGCUUUCAUUCGAUUGUCACAUAAAUAUACAAUGUUCGGUGUUCAAAGUAAUUGUGUCUUGUGUCAUAUAACACGCGCGAGAUAUUCCGGAAAUAUUACGUCGUCGCGAAGGUUCGUAAAUUUAAAUAAGGAUUCGUGUGGAUGCGCGAGAAACUCAAUGGCAAUCCAUCCUGUGUGGGAUCUUCCACGAUUAAAACGGCGAAUCAAAAAUUCUAAAAUCAAAACAGACCUGAGAUCAAAAGAAUCGCAUCAAAAUAACAAUUGUCGAGAGAAUUGAACGAGAGUAAAAUGGAAAUAUAUAUAUAUAUCGAAAUAUAUAUCACAGAAUGUUCGCGCGAGCUUAAUGAAUUUUCCCGGAAUCCUCCGCGCCCUUCUUGACAGGACACUGUCGUCAUUUCCGAUGUUAAUAUUCGCAGUUAACGUUAUAAUAAUGUAUCAAGUGAUUACUGGCAACAUGGAAACUCGCAAGCGAAUGAGCAUGAAAAUCAAACUAAAAUAACUCGUCGUCUCGUUGUCUCGUCAAGUACGCACGCACGCGCGUGCGAGAAAGAGAGAUCGCUGGAUAUCUUUUCGACACCACGAAAAUCAAAUCCCUUUUCCCUCCCCACAAGAUUGUAUUUGUUUUUAAGUCUAGGUGUAUACAAAGGCUCGUCGGUGAGAGGAAGUUAAGCUGUUCGUGCGUUUGAUACUGCACGCGUGUGCGAUCCGUGUGCGACGUGCUUUAAAAAAAGUGCGUAGAGUAUAGUGAUGCGCGAGAAGAAAUUAUUUUUCCUAUAAUAUUUUGCAAAUAUCAUGUUUUUUCCUAGUCUCUCCCUCGUAAAUUUCUACGAUGAAGAUUUGAUUUUAACUCUAUUUUAUGAAUAUCUGGAAUUGAAAAUCAGUAAAAGGAAAAAAAGACAUAAAGAGAUCUCCAGAAAAUAAAAAUUAAGAAAUUUGUAGACGCCGUACGUGGACUAGCGCACGCGUCGUUAACAAGCGCCUAGUUUUAGCUCUCGUAUUACAGCAUAUCAUCAUUACGCGUAAAGCGAAUCUAUUGAUAAACUAAGAUAGAAUUAUCUGUUUUAUGGGCUCUCUUUCAGGGUGUCUAUUCAAAUCUUGUAAAAAAAAUUUCCUGAGAUUUCCCUGAUUUUUCAGAUAUUUUUAUUCCGAAAUCCAGUAAAAUUAGAGAAUUUUUAAAUACAGUUUUUGAAAUAAAUUUAUUUAUUUUGUGCGCACUUUUUAAUAUUCUCUCUGUUCAUACGAUCACGAAGGCAAAAUGAAGAGCCACUUAAGUUUCGAAUUUGAGAAGAUAUCAAAAAGAAUAAUCUUUAUAAGCAUUUUAAUGCAAGUAUUUGCAUUACAUUUUCAUUCACGCAUUUUCAAUUAUGUAAUGAAAUAAAAAUUACAAUGAAUUGUGUACUGCAAACUCACGCUCGUACACGAAUGUGUAUAUCACCGUAUUGUUGCACUGGUUGUGCUGAUUUGAUCGAUCAACGAAUUGCCAACUAUUUGCGAUAUAAAGGCAAAAUUAUCAAAGAAAAAUUUUUUACAAAAUUCUCCGAAUCUCAAUAAAAUUUCACCUAGAAA
Messenger RNA from Formica exsecta, 3433 nucleotides. RefSeq lists its product as uncharacterized. Gene Ontology annotation, biological process: mesoderm morphogenesis. Gene Ontology annotation, molecular function: heparin binding; growth factor activity. NCBI's taxonomy places the organism in Eukaryota, Metazoa, Arthropoda, Insecta, Hymenoptera, Formicidae. Gene Ontology annotation, cellular component: extracellular region. The transcript is spliced from 5 exons. The coding region runs from base 272 to 760 and encodes 162 amino acids. The record is from RefSeq and is a predicted model, not a curated record.